CUUUUUUUGAUGGAGUCAGCCUUUUCAAAACCAGUGUCUUUUGGUGCUACGCUCGGACUGUUCGAAGGCUUACGGCAGUUUCCCUCACAAAAAAAAAAAUAGUUUUAAGAUAUUUUUGUCUUAAAUUUAAUUUAACUUUUGCCUGCUAAAUCAAUUUAGGAUAAUAGUGAAUUUACAGCCAUGGUUUAUUGGAUUGUUGCGACGUUGGCCCUUUUUGCUCUCCAAACUUCAGCAUAUGUGCCACACAAUGACUCCAGACUCAACCUGAGGACGUUUGCCGGGAUCUUCCUGUCGGUGACUGAUGAGCCCAUCGACUACAUAGGGCUGGAUGUACAGGAGGGCAGUGGCUCAGGGAUGGCCCAGGAGCCAGUGAAGAAGCAGGAGCAUGGCCAUCACGGCCCUCAUCGCUCCACCAAAAUCGUCAUCUCUGAGGAGGCCCGCAGCUUCCUCCAGGGUCGCCUAGCAACGGCCUUCGUCCCCACAGUCUACACCCUGGUCUUCAUUAUCAGCGUCCCCCUCAACCUGAUUGCCGUGGUGAUGUUUGUGCGUCGUAUCCGUCCGAGGAAGCCGGCAGUGAUCUACAUGCUGAACCUGGCCAGUGCCGACCUCCUCUUCGCCCUGCUGCUCCCCUUCAGGAUCUCAUACCAUUUCCACGGCAACAACUGGGUUUAUGGCCCCUUCAUGUGUCGCCUGGUGACGGCAGCCUUCUACUGCAACAUGUACUGCUCUGUCCUGCUCAUGAUGUGCAUCAGCAUCGACCGCUUCCUGGCGGUGGUCUACCCCAUGGACUCCCUGACGUGGCGUAGUCCACAGACGGCCGCCGUGGUCUGUGGUGCCAUGUGGCUGUUGGCCUUGGGAGGAGUGACCCCCCUCCUGCUCUCCAGACAGACCAUCCACCUCCCAGAUGUGGGCAUCACCACCUGCCACGACGUGCAGGAUGUAGGCAAGCUCCGUGCCUACUACCUCUACUUCUUCCCCAUUUACUCCUCCAUCUUCUUCUUCAUCCCUCUGGUGUUCACCGCUGUGUGCUACGUCCGUAUUGUGCAGGCCCUGGCCGCAGCCAAUGUGGAGAACCGCUCCAGGAAGUCUCGUGCAGUGGUGAUGGCGGUGACAGUGCUGGUGGUGUUUGUGGCCUGCUUCACCCCCACCAACGUCAUCCUCCUGGUGCACUACCUCAAGCUGGCCCACGGACGCAGCGACAGCUCCUACCAGGCCUACCUGCUCUCCAUGUGUGUGGGCAGCAUUAGCUGCUGCCUGGACCCCCUCAUCUACUACUUUGGUUCGUCCCAGUGCCAGAGACAGGUGGCAGCUCUGCUGGGCUGCAGACAGGCUGGGCCAGGAGCAGAGCUAAGCUCUCAGACAGGCAGUACCAGGACCAGCAGGCUGGAGAGCAUUCAGAGCACUGUGGGCAGUCAUUACAGGAAGCUCAUGGCCUGAUGCCUUGGGACUGUGAAUUCGAACAGACUCUAGGGCUGCAUCUCGAUAGUCUAGAGCAGGGUUUCUUAAACUGUGUGUCGUAACCCAAAGUGGGCCCUGGGCAUGUGAGAGGUAGGUCGCUAGUUAUGAUCUGCAUCUAUAAUCACUCGGGCUGUCAAACGAAAACAUUUCAUCGAGUUCAUGGCAGAAUUUGGUGUGAUUAAUUGCGAUAAAUCGCAAAUUCUGAAUGAUCUCAAAUUUAGCUGUAAUUUACCAUUGCUUUUAAUACAAAAAGCAUUACAAGAAUAUUGACAACUUGAUUUUGUCCAAAGUAAUGGUAAGCAAAAUCCAUUAAAUUGAUAAAGCACACUCUUUAACCUCAAUGUCAACUUGUUUUGACAUCGCAUUGUUGUUUUUAGCAGUAUAGAUGAUGUAUUUUGGUUGCCUGACGACUCAAACUGAAUUAUUCCGCUGCUCUAUGUUCGCUACAUACGUCAGUCAGACUGCCAUCGUUGAAGUCGUUUGUAGUGACGUCAAAAUGAGGGGUGUUGUACAAAAUAAAGUCAUCAGAAAUUGGUUCGUCUCUAACCAAUCAGGGUAUCAAAGCCAGUGACGAAUUUUCUACAUGCCGCUAAUACCCACGUGUUCUUGCUCUGGCCCAACGUAACGGAUUAACUCUGACAGCCCUAGUAAUCACACACUAUUUCUUCUUCAUGUGGGUCUUUGGAGGAUGAUUUGGGUCACUAGAGGAUGGUCAAUUUCUCAUUUGGGUCUCGAGCUGAAAAGGUUUGAGAACCCCUGGUCUAGGAUGUCUUCGUCUCCUCCCUCAUCUAUUUCCCUUCAUCUGCACUGAUUUAAAGCAUUAUAUAGAUGAAGGCAACAUAUGGAUGCCUACCAGGCAUUUGCGCUCACCUGUCCAGUACCUUUAGAACAAUGCAGAUGAAAGUAAGGAGACAAGGAGAGGACGCCACAUAAGAGUAUUGAGAUGCAGCCACUGUUUACCCUGUCCACCUUGUCAAGUGGCAGAGCUUGAAUUUAUUGCACUUUUCUUUUGAUUGUCUUAACGCAAACUAUGAAAAAACAAUUAAGUCAAGGGCCAUAUUUUAAUGCCAGUCUAUUGAUAUUUACAUGUCUAUAAAUGCUUUGUUACUGCAGAUACUGUAUAUUGAGUAAUGCUUAAGGCAAAAUUCUGGAAACAUUCAAUAAAUUUCCAGGUUUUCCAGAAAUCCUGGUUGGAGGGAUCCGGGAAUCCUCCAACUAGGAUUUUGGGAAAACCAUAGAAUUUAUUGAAAGUUCACGUAAUUUUCUAACCUUAGUAAAUAAUACUGUUUAGUGUGCACAUAUAUAUAUAUACACACACACACACACACAGUGUGUUGGAAAAGUAAUCAGACCCUUUUACUUUUUCCACAUUUUGUUAUGUUACAAACUUAUUCUAAAAUUGAUUUUCCUCAUCAAUCUACACCCAAUACCCCAUAAUGACAAAGCAAAAACAGGUUUUUCAACAACAAAAAAGUACAUUUAUUAAAAAUGAAAAACAGAUACCUUAUUUACAUAUUUAGGCCCUUUGCUAUUUGACUUGACAUUGAGCUCAGGUUCAUCCUGUUGCAUCCUGUUUCCAUUGAUCAUCCUUGAGAUGUUUCUACAACUUGAUUGGAGUCCACCUGUGGUAAAUUUAAUUGAUUGGACAGGAUUGUCACGAGGCACAGAUUUGGGGAAGAGUACCAAAACAUUUUUGAGGUAUUGAAGUUCCCCAAGAACACAGUGGCCUCCAUCAUUCUUAAAU
Molecule: messenger RNA, 3202 nt
Organism: Salmo salar (Atlantic salmon)
Lineage: Eukaryota; Metazoa; Chordata; Actinopteri; Salmoniformes; Salmonidae
Gene: f2r
Product: coagulation factor II (thrombin) receptor
Biological process (GO): phospholipase C-activating G protein-coupled receptor signaling pathway; positive regulation of blood coagulation; positive regulation of Rho protein signal transduction
Cellular component (GO): plasma membrane
Molecular function (GO): thrombin-activated receptor activity
Source: RefSeq, a predicted model, not a curated record